This is a messenger RNA of Macrosiphum euphorbiae (potato aphid), 240 nucleotides long. Lineage: Eukaryota; Metazoa; Arthropoda; Insecta; Hemiptera; Aphididae. The record is from the annotation of a GenBank genome assembly.
AUGGGACACAUAGUUCAACACGCGACCUCCCUCUGCCCGUACAGUUUUCGAAUGGCUACCGUGGUUGAGGUUAGCUUUCGUGUGUUUACCCCAAUUGCGCUUAAAGCCGGACCCAUUUUAAUGACCUCGAGUUCGGGAACCGCAACAAACGGUCCUAAAGACCCCCGGGCAGCUGAUGGACACCCUGCAGGUAUCCGAGAUCUCCAGGGAGCGUGGCUGUUUUCCAAUAAAAAUCCAUAG